AUCCUUUAUCGGGGGAAACCCGGAAGAGGAUUAGGGAGCGAAGGUUACACAGAGCAGCGUUAUGGCGAUCGUCUUCUGAAGCAAUGUAGACAAAAGUACACCCAUGUUGAUCUACAGAGGCGCAAAGUGGUCUCACUCGUGACGGACCGACCAUUUCGCACGCACCCCUUCAUGUUAGUGAAAGUCCGUCCAUGUUCUUUUCCAAUAUUUUGCGUUGUUGCAUUGAGACGUAAAUACUCAGCUGUAUUUUAAAUACUUCAUAAUCUUUAUCGCCUGCGAGAGACAUGGGGAAUGGAAUGAACAAGGACAAUGACCCAACACACCUCCAGGCUGUGUAAGGGCUAUUUGACCAAGAAGGAGAGUGAUGGAGUGCUGCAUCAGAUGACUGUUUCUGUAUGAUAUGUUGGAUAAAGGAAUAAAGACAGACACCAAUGUCAAGUUCAAUAGCCUUGUUUGUGCACUGUACAAAUCCCUACACGUGGAGUCCCGGGAACAGUCCAGCUAGUCAAAUACCUAUCAAAUAGACUCCGUAACAUCAUCCUUUUCAGUCAAGUGCAAACAUAAAGGCAUAACAUUAAGUUCUUAACAGUCAAGUCAUAACAAUUGAAAAAGCAUGACAUUUUAUUUUUACUUCAGUUGUCAUCUUCCUUUUACAUUUAUUUUAUUUUAUUUUAUUAUUAACAGAGGACAAGUUAAGUCUCUUGCUUACAGAGUAAGCCUGUCCGGUGGCUUGCACAGCCGACCCACCCGUGAGUAAGUGUGGGCUCUGACAGGGGUAGGAUUAGGGGCACGAGCUGGAGAGCUUGGUGAGGUAGAAGCCUCACCUUCAGUUGGCCCAUGUCUCAAUUCUGCGCCCCUUACCCUUCGGCCUGGACUGUGAUCCAGCUCAUCUAGGUUGUUGAUGGGCUCUACCUGGGAAAUAUCAGAGACUCUGAGAACAGAGAAAGUUUGUCCCAGAACAACAUCACCCACAUCCUGUCUGUGUAUAACAAUGCUAAACCCGUGCUGGAGGACAUGACCUACCUGUGUAUACACGCAGCUGAUGCGUCUAGCCAGAACCUGUCACAGCAUUUCAAAGAGAGCAUCAGGUUCAUCCACGAAUGUCGUCUAAAUGGAGGGGCCUGUCUGGUGCACUGCCUGGCCGGUGUGUCCCGUAGUACUACCAUGGUGGUGGCCUACCUGAUGACCGUCACCACCUACAGCUGGGAGGAGUGUCUGUCGGCUGUCAAGGCCGUGCGUUCCUUCGUAGGCCCGAACUAUGGCUUCCAACAGCAACUACAGGAGUACCAGAUGAACCAAGUCACAGAGCCACCCACCACUCCAUCCAACACCUGUCUACCAGAAGCCCAUGAUGUGAUGUUCAACACCUGUCUACCAGAAGCCCAUGAUGUGAUGUUCAACACCUGUCUACCAGAAGCCCAUGAUGUGCUGUUCAACACCUGUCUACCAGAAGCCCAUGAUGUGCUGUUCAACACCUGUCUACCAGAAGCCCAUGAUGUGAUGUUCAACACCUGUCUACCAGAAGCCCAUGAUGUGCUGUUCAACACCUGUCUACCAGAAGCCCAUGAUGUGCUGUUCAACACCUGUCUACCAGAAGCCCAUGAUGUGCUGUUCAACACCUGUCUACCAGAAGCCCAUGAUGUGAUGUUCAACACCUGUCUACCAGAAGCCCAUGAUGUGAUGUUCAACACCUGUCUACCAGAAGCCCAUGAUGUGAUGUUCAACACCUGUCUACCAGAAGCCCAUGAUGAGCUAUUCAACACCUGUCUACCAGAAGCCCAGCGGUGUGGAACACAUCUAAGCUGCAUAACCUUGAUUAGUGAACACACAGGUGCCAAAAGUACCGGGCGUGGCUGCGGGCCAGUUUCCGCCCCAGUCCCUUUAAGGACCAGGAGCAGGUGGGAGUGCUGCUGAACCAGUACAUAGAGCAGCAGCAGCAGGAGAACCAGAGGAGAGGAGGGGACCAGGGCUGGAUGAACCAGGCCUCCAGUGUCUACCCUCUACCCUACAAUGCCUACAACGGCUCUGGGGGCAACAGAUGAGCCAAGGGGCCUCGAGUCUCCCUGGUCCCACCAACCUCCAGCUCAGGCCUGCCUGGAGAGUGACACAAUGGCCCAGUCCCAAAAUCACCCCUAGGCACUUAGAUCUGAAAGGAUCGGAUGGGUGUAAGUAGGGCCAGGGGUUUCUCUUGACCAAGACAUUCUCCAGACCCUAGUCCUAAGCAAUAUGGGAAUAGCUCCACCCUGCCCUCUGAUAGACUAGGUGGAAUUGUCACCCUAUUGCCUGUAACUAUUUACUACUUACAGGUCCCAAGUGCAUAGGGGUAUUUUGGGGGCAUUGGCUAACUGACUCUCUCACCACUGCACUACCUCCCAUGUCCCUUGUCACCUUCACCACUGAACUGACCUUAGUGCAGCCUGAUCAGGAGCUCUGAUGCUCACUGAAGCCUUAGUCCAAACACCUCCACACCUCAACACCUUGACCUUACAGCCACAUACUACCAUGAGGCUUCACCUGUCCUAUAACCUCGCCUCAACUCAUCUCUAAACCCAACGGAUCAACUUUUAAGGCCAAACAGAUAAAGAAUUGUAGGACUAGCUGUUUUUUUUCGUAAUCAUCUGCCUAAGACCUACAACUAGGACCUGGUUAGGUCACAUGAUCAGGAAAAAGUCCUACACCUAACAUUACAUUAUAAUAAAUUAUUAUUAAUAUGUUUAUCAAUAUGUUAUUACAUGGUACCAUGAUUACAUCAUGUUAAAUGCAGUCCGCUGGUUAGAUGGAAGAUCUGAUUGGUGUUGAGGGUUGAAUGGACAUAUGAAUGAACAUAAGAUGCUCUCCGCCCUAAUUUAAACUGAUCCAGCUACUGUAUAGCUGCAUGUGAUAAAGCUUUAUAUAACAGCAGCUUUGCCAUAGAAAAUGAAUGCCUCGUUCCAGCUAGUAAAAUGAAGGAUCAUCACAGCCCAAAGUCAUAAUAUGGGGUCUUCCUAAAAUCUACCGUAAAUCUUCUUUGGAAAUUUGCUUAUCAAUUUAUCGUAAGUUAUAAAUAUAAUUGUAUUUUUAGGGAAUUUUUAAGAUCUUUGUUAAAUGUUUAGUGGUACAAAUUCUGUUGUAUCAUAGUGCAUGUAUCUGCUUUAUUAAUAUUCAAAUGUACACUUUCAUUGUUUGCCAAGAAAUAUAUGCUAAUAAAUAUUAUUAUGAAGCCAAA
Messenger RNA from Oncorhynchus kisutch (coho salmon), 3205 nucleotides. RefSeq names its product dual specificity phosphatase 22a (gene dusp22a). The record is from RefSeq and is a predicted model, not a curated record. The transcript is spliced from 9 exons. Gene Ontology annotation, cellular component: cytosol. Bases 1015 to 1914 code for a protein of 299 amino acids. Gene Ontology annotation, biological process: protein dephosphorylation; signal transduction. Gene Ontology annotation, molecular function: protein tyrosine phosphatase activity. Lineage: Eukaryota; Metazoa; Chordata; Actinopteri; Salmoniformes; Salmonidae.